Messenger RNA from Naumovozyma castellii, 1197 nucleotides. RefSeq lists its product as uncharacterized. Lineage: Eukaryota; Fungi; Ascomycota; Saccharomycetes; Saccharomycetales; Saccharomycetaceae. The record is from RefSeq and is a predicted model, not a curated record. The transcript has a single exon. Bases 1 to 1197 code for a protein of 398 amino acids.
AUGUCAAAAUCCAUAAAACAGUAUCUACUCACAAUAGAUCAUGAUCAUUAUUAUGUGGAAACAGUAUUAGAAGGGUCAGCGUACAAAUCAUUUAAUCUACUUAUCGAAGAUUCAACUCCGCUUUCUGUUGAUAGGAAGCUGCAAUUUGUCCCACUCAAGGACACAGCGCAACUGAUUGUCAUUGAUUCCAUUCAUUCAGGUGGUGGUAGAACUUCAGAUAAUGACUUCUAUCGUAAUGUCAUGGAACCAAUCUUUAUUAAACUGAAUCUGACACAUUUGCUCGUUAAGACUACAUCGAAAGAUUCUGUUGAAAACUUUGCCUCCAAAUUAGAUCUUACCAAGCAUUAUGAAAUAUUCUUCCUGUCAGGUGACACUACUAUUUCAGAGUUUAUUAAUGGUUUACCCAAACAGUCUCUCGACGUCAAUGAUGCCAAAAAUUCCUUGUCAAUUUUGCCAUUCCCCUUUGGAACAGGGAACGCAUUAGCAAAUUCAUUGGGAUUAACGUGUCCCACAACCAUUUUCAGUAAUUACCUAACAAGUAACUACUCAAUUAACAAUUUUCCCUUGUAUAAAGCUAUUUUCCCCAAUGGAAAUGAGAUAGUCUUCUUUGUCAUCUUAUCAUUGGGAUUCCAUGCAAACUUGUUACAUUGUUGUGAGGCCCCACACUAUAAAAAGUUGGGUGUGGAGAGGUUUAGGAUCGCAAGUGAAGAUAUACUUGCAAAUUAUGAUUUGGAUUUGAAUAUCUCCAUCGAGUCUCCUCGGGGAUUAUCGCCAAUUGUUCCUAGUAGAGAAUAUUCCUAUUUUGUUGUAGUUAACACUCCCAAAUUGGAAGCAAAAUACAUACCAUCUCCUCAAUCGAAUCCAUUGAGAUCACAAUUACACAUCAUAGCUUAUUCAAGCUCACUACCAAAAGAUGAAUUAAUGGCAAGGAUCUUGAAAGGUUAUGAGAAUAAUAUUGGAGACGUAGUGAAUAAUACAGGCGUGACAUAUUUGCCCAUUGAAGAUAAUUUCAUUAUAAAACUAAAUUAUUCUCAAGAGUAUUCACCAUCGUCUAAGUUCCAGUUAUGUUGCGAUGGUUUGUUGUUCAAUCUGAACGACUUUAUACAUAAGAAUGAUAAUGGUCCCUGUAAGAAUAACGAAAUUUUAAUUGAAUUUCUCUCCACAUAUUCUCCUUUCCAAUUAUCUCUGAUGUCCUGA